CAGACAGGAGUCACUGUGGUGUAGAGUCAGGUAUAUUUCAGAGGCAGUGUUCUAGUUUAUUCCAUUCCCCAUUUCAGAAAUGAGAGACUCAGAAGGCCUAGCUUUCAGUCCUCAGCCCACAGCUAUAUGUUAGACAUGGCUACAGAGUGAAACUGCUUUCUAAUGGGCACUACCUCAUUAAGGGUUGUUGGGGGAAUGGAGCUUCUACUAGUUGCCAGGGGACAAUUCUGAUUUGCAUGGGAAACUGGUGAAUUGCAAGCCUGUGUUGGCUAAUGUUGACGAAAGGUCCUACAGUUCCUUGACCUCAUUAUUCAUGAUGACCUUCCAAUAGUACAUUCUCUUUGUAUUCCUCCACCAAAAAUUCCUCCACUUUACCCUCAAAAAUUUUGCUGUAUCCCACUGUAAUAUCAAAACAAUAAAUAUUUGACAUUAUAUUGGAAGAAGAUACUGAUGAAAUGAAAUGCCUGUAUCUCAGCUGUUUCUGCAGGAGUAACUAGAAUUAAGCAAAACAUUAAAUUACAAAAGCAGUAAUACCAUUGCACUGCCAAAGGGCAAUUCUGCCUCCAGUUCCACAGAGGAGGAUUAGACCCACUACUAACAAACAACAUCAGUCAAGGGCCAAAAAAAGAUGAAGUCUUUAGUCUAGCAGACAAGGGUGGGUUUUGUCUCCAUGGCUAGGAAGUUGAGUUAUUAUGUAACAAACAAGCUUGAAAGUUAUAUCCAUGGUGAGGGUGUAAGGUUACAGGAAGAGCUUACCAUGUAGCAGGCAGAGUUUAGGACUCAUGGCCUAAGCUUCAUACUUAAAGGAAAUAAGGGACUGACUCCCUUUUAGAAGAAGAGAACGAAGCAGUACUUGAUGACUGUUUCUAGCAAGGAUGAAGGAAAACUAUGGAAUGCCUAGGAUAAAAGCGUAUUUGCUAGCCAGUUUGUUCCUGUCCUUUAUUCUACCUGUACUUGCUCAGAAUCCAGGAAUCAUCCACAUCAGUCCAGAAAAAGGAGGGGAUUACUGCUUCCUCUUCCCUUCACAAUGGAUGAGAUCUUAUCAGGGAGAGAGCAAAAACCACUGGCUCAGCCUUGAGCGGUCGACUCAGAAUCUCACUUACUCUGCCAUGUGCUGCCUGCCUUCAUUCUUUGGAGAGGAUGACAAUGAUGGUGGUGGAUUAAGCACAAGAAUUGCAUCUGUGCGGGAAGGCAACUGCAAUCUCUAUGAGAAUGCCAGACUCCAUCAAAUUAAUGGGACACAGGGACUAUUGACUCUCGGUGGAGAUGCUCCAUAUCCCAUUAGAAGUCGGCAAUCUGGAUACAACUGGGGUCACUGUGAGGAGAUUACUAUCCCAGGGGUUCUGCUCAGUGAUCUGGGCAUUCUCUACUUACUUCUCAAGAAAUUGUUCGUGGACUCGCUAUGCAAAAGUGGGAUCAUCUAUUUGAUGUCAAUGGGCAUAGUCAUUAUAGGAAGCUACUGGGCAGGAAGCACAGAGAAACAGAAGCAACAAUGUAUCAAAAACAGAAAAGAAGGUUUUGGUGAGAUAACAGUUGAUACCAAUAUCUACUUCACGUGUAUUUGUGCAGUGAUGGUUUCCUUCAUGCUUCUUGCUCUCUACUCUUUCUAUGAUUACCUGGUGCACGCAAUGAUUGGCAUUUUCUGUCUAUAUGCAUCUUUUAGCCUAUACUGUUGUUUGGCUCCAUUUAUAAGCAAGCUCCCAUUUGGAAAACACCUAAUCCAUUUUCCGUAUUUUCACAAAGAUCUAGAGGCCAAAACAAUGCUUCUAGCAGUGCUGUGUAUGUUUGUCAAUGCAAUCUGGGUUAUCUUCAGAAAUAAAGAGUGGAGCUGGAUUUUGCAGGACAUUUUAGGAAUCUCCAUUGGCAUUUACAUUCUCAAGACAGUCCACAUGCCUACCUUAAGGAACUGUAGUUUGUUUCUGUUUGCUCAUUUGUUUUAUGAUGUAUUCUGUUUGUUCGUCACGCCUUUCCUAACCAAAACAGGAAGAAGUGUCACAGACAUGACAGCUUUCAAGUCAUCUGACUCUGAAGAGAUCCCCUUUCUGUUGAAAGUACCAAUACUACCCUCAGCAUCAAUCCUGGAUGAUAGCUCUUUUACUGCUGUAGGGCUUGGGGAUAUUGUACUUCCAGGCUUUCUAGUAGCAUACUGCAACAGAUUUGAUAUGCAAGUGAACUCUUCAGGGAUCUAUUUUCUAGCAUCUACUCUGGCAUACAGUUAUGGCCUCAUAGUUACUUUUCUUGCAGCAUCAUUUUUGCAAGCCAGUCAGUCAACCCUCCUUUACUUGGUGCCCUGUAUACUCAUCACUACCCUGGCUGUUGCUGCUUCUCGCAAAGAGGUGAUCAUUUUUUGGUCAGGUAUGAGCUCUGCAGAUGACCUAUCUCAACCUUCUUUGCAAAAUAUGCUGAAGGAUUCAGAGGGACAACUUGCUCAACAAGGAGGGAAAAAAACAAAUUAUGAACAUCACAUUCCAGAAGGAAGAACUUACUAGCAACAGCAUAUUCCCUGAAGAGUUAUCUAACCUGAUAACACAUACUGAAUUGAUAAUUAAUUGCAUGCCAAGUCAUGAAAAGC
Molecule: messenger RNA, 2572 nt
Organism: Varanus komodoensis (Komodo dragon)
Lineage: Eukaryota; Metazoa; Chordata; Lepidosauria; Squamata; Varanidae
Product: signal peptide peptidase-like 2B
Exons: 1
Coding region: 876-2489 (537 amino acids)
Biological process (GO): membrane protein proteolysis
Cellular component (GO): cytoplasmic side of endoplasmic reticulum membrane; Golgi-associated vesicle membrane; lysosomal membrane
Molecular function (GO): aspartic endopeptidase activity, intramembrane cleaving
Source: RefSeq, a predicted model, not a curated record